Messenger RNA from Xenopus tropicalis (tropical clawed frog), 5287 nucleotides. RefSeq names its product ATP binding cassette subfamily C member 9 (gene abcc9). Gene Ontology annotation, cellular component: membrane; plasma membrane; inward rectifying potassium channel. NCBI's taxonomy places the organism in Eukaryota, Metazoa, Chordata, Amphibia, Anura, Pipidae. The transcript has 41 exons. The record is from RefSeq and is a predicted model, not a curated record. Gene Ontology annotation, biological process: response to ATP; potassium ion transport; transmembrane transport. The coding region runs from base 225 to 4958 and encodes 1577 amino acids. Gene Ontology annotation, molecular function: ATP hydrolysis activity; sulfonylurea receptor activity; ABC-type transporter activity.
AGACGGCAGCUCCGCCGGUUGUUGCGCCCCCUGGGGUCGGUGUGGGGCAGUUGACCGCAGGAGAAGAGGUCGGACCCCCAGUUCCCCCCCAGGGAAUGUCCCGGAGCAGUCGGAGAGAAACCCGAUAGGAGCAGCAACUGAUCUCAGAGCCUAAAUAUAUCCCCUGAGCCCCCCCGCACCCACACUCCGCUACCCGGGGCCCUACAGCAGAUUUCCCCAGAGAGAUGAGCCUCUCCUUCUGCGGCAGUAAGAAUUUCUCGUACAACGUUAAUGCCGGGGUGCUGAACAACAUCUGCUUCCUGGAUGCCCUGAAUCUGGUGCCCCACGUCUUCCUGCUCUUUAUCACCUUCCCCAUAUUAUUUAUAGGCUGGGGAAGCCAAAGUUCCAAGGUUCAGAUCCAUCACAACACUUGGCUGCAUUUCCCGGGACACAACCUACGAUGGAUCUUAACGUUCGCCCUCCUGUUUGUUCACGUGUGCGAAAUCGCCGAAGGCAUCGUAUCCGACGCAAAAAUGUCAUCGUGCCACUUGCACCUCUUCAUGCCGGCCAUCAUCGGAUUUAUAGCGGCCACCACUUCCAUCAUCUAUUAUCACAACAUCGAAACGUCCAAUUUUCCCAAACUGCUACUAGCGCUCUUUCUCUAUUGGGUGCUGGCGUUUAUCUCAAAGACCAUCAAGCUGGUAAAGUACUGUGAGAACGGGAUUGGGCUCCACCAACUGCGUUUCUGCAUCACGGGGAUCAUGGUCGUUCUCUAUGGGCUCCUCAUGGCGGUCGAGAUUAACGUUAUCCGCGUGCGGAAAUAUGUGUUUUUCUCGAGCCAACAGAAGGUGAAGCCCCCCGAGGACCUGCAGGAUUUGGGGGUGAGGUUCUUACAGCCCUUCGUCAACUUGCUGUCCAAGGCCACUUACUGGUGGAUGAACCCCCUGAUCAUUUCAGCGCACAAGCGCCCCAUCGACCUAAAGACCAUCGGCAAGUUGCCCAUAGCUAUGAGGGCCCUCACCAACUAUCUCAGCCUGAAGACCGCCUACGAAGAACAGAAGAAGAAACUGGUAGACCGGCCCCAUAAAGACCCGUCUAUCUGGAAGGCCAUCUACAGAGCCUUUGGCCGGCCCAUUCUCCUGAGCAGCACCUUCCGGUACUUGGCCGAUCUGUUGGGAUUCGCCGGUCCGCUCUGUAUCUCCGGGAUUGUCCAGCUGCUGGAUAGUCGGAACAAAGGCCCAACGGAUCAGGAUUUCCCCAAGACCAAUUUCAGCAGCGUCUAUUUCCUCUCCUCCAAGGGGUUAAUCGAGAAUUAUUACGUCCUCGCUGUUCUGCUCUUUCUGGCCCUCAUUUUGCAAAGGACCUUUCUGCAAGCCUCCUAUUAUGUUACCAUAGAGACCGGCAUUAACCUGCGAGGUGCCUUACUGUCUAUGAUCUAUAACAAGAUAUUGAGGCUCUCAACGUCCAACAUGUCCAUGGGAGAGAUGACCUUGGGGCAGAUAAAUAAUCUGGUUGCCAUAGAAACCAACCAGUUGAUGUGGUUCUUAUUCCUUUGCCCUAAUCUCUGGGCAAUGCCAAUUCAGAUUAUAAUGGGUGUGAUCCUCCUGCACAAACUGGUCGGCGUCAGUGCCCUGGUUGGCGCGGCUGUCAUUGUUCUGCUGGCCCCCAUGCAGUAUUUCAUUGCCACAAAACUUGCCGAGGUUCAGAAGAACACAUUGGACUACUCCACGGAGCGUUUGAAGAAGACCAAUGAGAUCCUGAAGGGGAUCAAGCUCCUCAAGCUCUACGCCUGGGAGAACAUCUUCUGCAACAGCGUCGAGGAGACCCGAAUAAAGGAACUGAAGAGCCUCAAGACCUUCGCCCUCCACACGUCCCUCUCCAUCUUCAUGAAUGCGGCCAUUCCCAUUGCGGCGGUGCUCGCGACAUUCGUGACUCAUGCGUACGUAAGCUCCUCCCACCUAACGCCGGCCAAUGCGUUUGCGUCGCUCUCCUUGUUCCACAUCCUGGUGACGCCGCUCUUCCUGCUCUCCACGGUGGUCAGAUUCGCAGUAAAGGCGCUUGUGAGUGUCCAGAAGCUGAACGAGUUCUUCACCAGUGAUGAGAUCAGGGAAGACGGAUUCAGGAAUGGAGAGACCACCCUGCCCUUCGAAUCUUGCAGAAAACACCCUGGAAUUCAUUCCAGAGCCUUUAACAGGAAACAGCCCCUGAGGUACCAAAUGGAUAAAUACGACCAGGCUCCCAAGAGACAGGUCCGAACGUCGGACACGGAAGAUGCGGCGCUGAAGGUGUGCGGCGGCUUUUUCUCUUGGGGCACCGGAUUGGCCACGUUGGCCAACAUAGACAUCCAAAUACCUACAGGGGAACUAACGAUGAUUGUGGGGCAAGUCGGCUGCGGCAAGUCCUCCCUACUGCUGGCGAUACUGGGGGAGAUGCAGACGCUGGAAGGGCGAGUGGUUUGGAACAAAUUUGGCUCCCAGAGACGGGCCCCGGGCAGUAGUGCAAAUGGCUGGGAUUCUGCCUGUGGAUCCGAGAGAAGCAAGAACAGACACUCGGUGGCCUACGCAGGACAGAAACCGUGGCUCCUAAAUGCCACUUUAGAAGAGAACAUCACCUUCGGGAGUCCUUUCAACAAGCAAAGGUACAAAGCUGUCACGGACGCCUGCUCCCUCCAACCUGAUAUCGACCUGUUGCCAUUUGGAGACCAAACUGAGAUUGGAGAGAGGGGAAUUAACCUCAGCGGGGGCCAACGGCAGCGCAUCUGUGUAGCCCGGGCCCUCUAUCAGAACACCAACAUCGUCUUUCUGGACGACCCGUUUUCUGCCCUCGAUAUUCAUCUGAGCGACCACCUCAUGCAGGAAGGGAUCCUGAAGUUCCUCAGAGAAGAUAAACGGACCGUGGUGCUGGUCACCCAUAAACUGCAGUAUCUGCCCCACGCAGACUGGAUAAUUGCUAUGAAGGAUGGGUCAGUGCUCAGGGAGGGCACAUUAAAGGAUAUUCAGAAUAACGAUAACGAGCUUUAUGAGCACUGGAAGACUCUAAUGAACCGCCAGGACCAGGAACUGGAGAAGGACUCAGACGCAGACCAGGUGACGAUGGAAAGAAAAACUCUCCGGAGAGCAAUGUACUCGCGGGAAGCCAAAGUCCAAGCUGAGGAAGAAGAAGAGGAGGAAGAAGAGGAAGAUGAAGAUGAGACCAUGUCCACGGCCAUGAGGCUGAGGACCAAGUUCCCUUGGAGAACGUGCUGGAGAUAUCUCACCUCUGGGGGAUAUCUCUUACUCUUCCUCAUGAUAUUCUCCAAGCUUCUGAAACACUCGGUGAUCGUGGCCAUUGACUACUGGCUGGCCAGUUGGACGUCAGAAACCAGCAACAUCAGUUACGCCCAGAGCGAUAACGUAACGUCAGCCAGUGAGCUCAGCAGCAUCCAGAGCUACUAUGUAACCGGGUUCAGCGUCCUCAGUGCCACGGGAAUAGUCCUCUGCCUCAUCGCAUCAUUGACUGUGGAGUGGAUGGGUCUCAACGCAGCCAAGAACCUUCACCAUAACCUACUGAAGAAGAUCAUUCUGGCACCAAUUCGGUUCUUUGACACCACUCCUCUUGGUUUGAUCCUAAACCGAUUUUCGGCCGACACAAACAUUAUAGAUCAGCACAUCCCCCCCACCCUGGAGUCACUCACAAGAUCGACCCUGCUGUGUCUCUCAGCCAUCGGAGUAAUUUCCUACGCCACCCCCAUCUCCAUGGUGGCUCUUCUUCCCCUCGGCGUGGCUUUCUACUUCAUCCAGAAAUACUUUAGAGUUGCCUCCAAGGACCUUCAGGAACUCGAUGACAGCACCCAGCUGCCCCUGCUGUGCCACUUCUCCGAGACGGCAGAAGGACUCACCACCAUUCGGGCCUUCAGGCACGAAGCCAGAUUCAAGCAGCGGAUGCUGGAACUGACCGACACCAAUAACCUGGCCUACCUGUUCCUCUCUGCGGCCAAUCGGUGGCUGGAGGUCCGAACGGACUAUCUCGGAGCCUGUAUUGUUCUGACGGCAGCUGUUUUCUCUAUAACGUAUGGACUUGACUCUGGGAUCGUUGGAUUGGGCCUCACAUACGCGCUAACGGUGACAAAUUACCUGAACUGGGUCGUUCGGAACCUCGCGGACCUGGAAGUGCAAAUUGGAGCCGUGAAGAAAGUCAACAGUUUCUUGAACAUUGAAUCGGAGUGUUACGAGGGGUCGAUGGAGCAGCAACAGGUGCCGGAGGACUGGCCCCAGAGCGGAGAGAUAAGGAUCAGCGACUUGUGCGUCAGAUACGAGAAUAACCACAAGCCGGUUCUGAAGCACCUCAAGGCCUACAUUAAACCGGGCCAGAAGGUGGGAAUCUGCGGCCGAACCGGGAGCGGCAAAUCUUCCCUGUCCCUCGCCUUCUUCCGAAUGGUGGAUAUAUUCGACGGGAAAAUUGUUAUAGACGGAAUAGACAUUUCCAAACUGCCCCUAAAUACCCUGCGCUCCAGGCUCUCCAUCAUCCUGCAGGACCCCAUCCUGUUCAGCGGCUCCAUCCGGUUCAACCUGGAUCCCGAGUGCAAAUGCAGCGACGAGCGGCUCUGGGAGGGGCUGGACAUCGCGCAGCUGAAGAACCUGGUGAAGGCGCUGCCCGGGGGUCUGGAUGCCAUGGUGACAGAAGGAGGGGAGAAUUUCAGCGUGGGGCAGAGGCAGCUGUUCUGCUUGGCCCGGGCCUUCGUACGGAACAGCAGCAUCCUCAUUAUGGACGAAGCCACGGCCUCCAUUGAUAUGGCCACUGAGAACAUUCUGCAGAAGGUGGUAAUGACGGCAUUCGCCGACCGAACCGUAGUCACCAUCGCACACCGUGUCUCUUCCAUUCUGGACGCAGAUCUCGUAUUAGUCUUUUCCGAGGGUAUUUUGAUAGAAAGUGACGCUCCCGGCACUCUACUCGCCAACGCCGACGGUCUCUUUACUUACCUGGUUAAGAGUCACAAGUAGAUUGGGCCCAGUCUGCUGCCCGGCCGCACCGGGUUCACACCAUCCUGACGGGGGACGUGGCGAUCGUGAUGCGCCGGGGGAACAUUCUGGAACACGACACCCCGGGGAACCUCCUGGCGCAGGAAGACAGUAUUUUCGCCUCCUUCGUCCGCGCCGACAUGUGACCCCUUUUCUACCGGAUUUUUAUAGAAUUUUUUGUGUAUUUUAUAAGAAAUAAAAGGAAGUUUCUAUUUUGUAUUUCAACUCACGGAGGAGUCGGAGUCGGACCUCUCGCUCUUUCCUGUUUGUAUCUCGCACGGAAAUAAACGCCCGGUACCGGGGAAACAGCA